Molecule: messenger RNA, 4647 nt
Organism: Lethenteron reissneri (Far Eastern brook lamprey)
Lineage: Eukaryota; Metazoa; Chordata; Hyperoartia; Petromyzontiformes; Petromyzontidae
Product: D-beta-hydroxybutyrate dehydrogenase, mitochondrial-like
Biological process (GO): steroid metabolic process
Cellular component (GO): intracellular membrane-bounded organelle
Molecular function (GO): oxidoreductase activity
Source: RefSeq, a predicted model, not a curated record
AAGUCGAUUCGAAUCGAUACUCGCCCGCACCUGCCCACUCACUCGCUCGCUGCGGGUCUCUCUCUGUGGGUCUCUCUCGUUCUGUCUCUCUCUGUGGGUCUCUCUGUCUCUCUCUUUCUGUCUGCUUCUGUCUCUCUUCGUGUCUCUCCGUCUUCUCUGCUGCUCGCUACUCUUCGUGUUGUUGGUGUUGUGCGUGGCACGUGUGUGUUUAUAUAUCGUGUUUGUGCUGCUGCUGCUGCUGGUGACUUUUUGUGUUUCGUAUCGAAAUCUCCUCCAGCGCGCUCUUGCUGCUGCUGGCGGCAAUAAAAGUUGUUCACAAGUCAACUCUCUCUGCACCGUCGCCGUUGUCGUCUCCCCAUCUCUCCCUCUCUCUCGCCAUGUCCUCGUCCACCACCUCCACCUCCUCCACCACCUCCACCACCUCUGCGCUCUCCAUGCUGCUGCUGUCGCUGCUGCUGACCGCGGCUCUCGGCAUGUGGCUGCCCGCGCUGCUCGAGGCGCUGCUCGGGAGCCGCGCGGCGCUCGCCAUCGUGGCGGCGUACGGCGUCUUCGCCCUCAGCCUCGCCAGGGCGGCCGUGCCGCGGGGGAGCCUCGCGGCGAGUGGCAAGGCGGUGCUGGUGACGGGCUGCGACUCGGGGCUGGGCCGGCUGCUCGUGGCUCGCCUGCACUCGCACGGCUUCUCCGUGCUUGCCGCGUGUCUGCACAAGGACGACGGCGGGGAGGGCGCGCGGGAGCUGGAGAGCCAGGCCUCGGAGCGGCUGCGCGUGCUGCAGAUGGACGUGCGCAGCGACGAGCAGGUGGCGCGCGCCAAGGAGCUCGUGCAGCAGUACCUGCAGCAGCAGCACAUCAAGGGCCUGUGGGGAGUGGUGAACAACGCGGGCGUGACGGCGCUUGGCGACGCCGAGCAGGUGCCCGUGGGCCUCUACCGCGACGUCGCGGACGUCAACGUGUGGGGCACCGUGCGCGUCACGCAGGCGUUCCUGCCGCUCGUGCGCGAGGCCCAGGGCCGCGUGGUGAACGUGACCAGCAUGCUGGCGCGCAUGCCCGUGGCCUCCUGGGCGUCCGAGUGCGUCUCAAAGGCAGCGGUCGCCGCCUUCAGCGACUGCCUCCGCAUUAAGCUGCGCUCGGCGGGCGUGACGGUCUGCGAGGUGGAGCCCGGCAACCUGACCGGAGCCACGGAGCUGCUGAGCCCGGCCCGCCUGGACUCCACGCUGUCCGCGAUGGCCGACGCGUUGAGGCCCGGCCAGCGUGACCGCCUGGCGCUCGUGGCGCGCUCGCUCCGGGCCGCCGGCGCCAUGGGUGUGGAGCCGGCGCUGUGGGCCGUGAAGGACGCGCUGGUGUCCCGCUGGCCCUAUUCGCACUACCACCCGGCCGAACUGCACUGGAAGAUCCGCGCCUUCUUGGUGUCGCUGCUGCCCUGCGUGCUCACCGAUCGCGUCUUCGGGCUGCACGUCUGAUCGCGCGCCCCGCGUCGUCGUUCAGGGGUUUCGGUGGCGGGCAGCGGCGCUUCUCGCGACCCCUUUCCGCUACGACGAUCGGUCUACCGAGCUUGCGCCCCCGGCGGCGUAAUCAAAAUUGUGUCGCGUGAAAUGAGACGAAUCCCAUUCGGAUAUUUAAUCGAAGCAGUUGUGUACCCCUUGGUGUUUAGAGGACAGUCCGUGGAAGCGGAUAUCACAGAGACUAUUGGCAAGAUCCCUUCAAGUGAUCCCUGGUCAGCGCAGCGGGGAACGGCACUUAUCCGACCACUCUGCAUAUCAGAGUAGUGUUCGUCGCAUGGCGGUUAAACAGAAGUUUUUACUCGUUGACAAGCAAACAUUUUGGAAUAGCAAAAGGCAAAAACUUCUCAUAUUUUUUCGGACCAAAUUCACUGCUCCUCCGUUUUUUUCAACGGUUUUAUUUAACUUCACUCGCGUUUGUCGUGUUAAAAUCCUGUAAUCAAAAGUUAAUCUGCUUCCUGUUGUGCAAUCAAUUCCACAUUUUGCACACAUACUCAGAUCCGGUGACAAUGCAUGCAUGUAUGAAAAUGGGCAUCAAUUCAUCAAUCAAUUGCCUCCUUUAAAGCAAUUUAAAUUUUUGUAUGGACGGCUUAUUACUUAUAUAUAUAUUUGUGUAGGUCUAAAACGCCGCGGUCCCUAAACUGUGGCAUCGGCUCGCACAAGAAGCAGGCGCCAUUGACGCACUUCGCGACCGCGAGUUAAACGAAGUUGUUGAUAAAACCGUUGUUUAAAAAAAAAUGCAAGGAGUUUAUUACUGAUCAGUGCUGGAAUUCAGCCAGAUUUAGCGCAGAACCACAUGUCACGUGAUGGGCAUUUUUGAGCGAUACAUUUUAUUUUCGCGUGACAUCAACAUGCAACGUGAUAUCACACACGCAACGUGACAUCUACACACAAAGUGACAUCACACACGCAAGGUGACAUCACACACGUGACAUCACACACAUGACAUCACACACGCAAGGUGACAUCACACACGCAAGGUGGCAUCACACACGUGACAUCACACACGCAACGUGACAUCACACACGCAACGUGACAUCAUACGUGACAUCACACUUGACAUCACACACGCAAGGUGACAUCACACACGUGACAUCACACACGCAAGGUGACAUCACACACGUGACAUCACACACAUGACAUCACACACGCAAGGUGACAUCACACACGUGACAUCACACACAUGACAUCACACACGCAAGGUGACAUCACACACGUGACAUCACACACGCGACAUGACAUCUACACGCAACGUGACAUCUACACGCAACGUGACAUCAACACGCAAUGUGACAUCUACACGCAACGGUGCAGUCGUUGGACCAAGCUCUUCAUUCCCCACCGAAUGUUUCCGUAGCAGCGCUCAUGCUCGUGCCGGCGAGUAUUCAUUGGGUUCGUGUGGUUUUUCACUCUUUAAUUGCCUUAAUUCUGCUUAAUUCACUACCUCCCCUGGUAUGCAGGAGGUUGUGGGUUCAAUCCCAACCCUGACACCUGCUGUAUAUUUGGAGUUUGUGUGUUUUCCCCGUAAUUGCGUGGAUUUUUCUACGGUUUUUCCCUCCACAUUUAAAAUAAAAAUGCGUUUAGAGUAUUUGGCUGCGAUAAAUUUCCACGAGAAAAGCCAGUCUGGCUAUCAUUUGUGAUAGCCAGACCGCUUCUGAAAAAGAGCCAUGUAGCUCUCUGCAACCCACGUUUUAACCGCUUAACGCUUUGGAAGUUUCACUUUUAUUCCACUUUCUCGCUCCGGUAGCGUUUUGCGAACAGCUUAUCAGUAACAUCACGAACGAGCCUUCGUAUACUGCUCGCUGCAGUCGUGGCUGUGAUGGCCGUGGGAGUUGUUUCAAAAACAUUCAAGGUAGUAGUGCUGGUCACUUGUAUAUUUCUAGUUAACGGUCAGGUCAUUAGUGAUGUCCUCUACGUCCUGGGCAGUGUCUGAUAGUCAAGAAGUCAACGGCAGGCGAGUGCCGAGCGAUGUUUGUGUCCAUUGUGAAUGGGCAGACAAUAACACAUUCCUGCGGAGGGAGCUGGUAGGAACGUUGGGUUGCUCGGUCAAUGGCCAGGGUCAACGGCGGCGUGGUGUAUUCCGCAAAUAUGCCCCCCCCACCCAGUCCCACCCUCCCCACCCAGCCCCUCCCCACCCUCCCCACCCUCCCCAGCCAGCCCCUCCCCUCCCCACCCAGCCCCUUCCUGCACGACGGACACAAUAAUCCCCUGUGGGCUGGUGUAACCAGGAGGUUCCUACCCCCUUCUUAUGUCUGUUCCUCAGUGAUGAAGAUAACGAGUGGGAUUUUUUUUCUUCUACACAUCCGGUUAACCACGCGGCAUUCUGGGAGUGCGUAAUGUCAUCGGCAUUGGUUUGGUACAAGUCAACCUUGACCUUAAUCGGCACGCAGUGCCCCAUCAGCAGAGUCGGGCUCUAGAUUUGAAGCUUUCGUGACUGCAAGAGUAAGAGUCGGGCUCCUUUGGUGGCCAGUGGUCGAUAUUUUAGAACCGAGUAAUCGAAGACCGAUUUGUAACAUCGUGCGGAUAGCAAUAACAACCCAAUUCUAACCUUAAAUAACGACGGCUGCAGAGGUUGCUUUGCAUUAAACCAAUGGCACUGAAAAAAAACAACUGCCGGGAGACCGUGCGUGCGGCUGAUGGGAUGUGUGAAAAAAAACCCACUUAAAUGGCGCUGACGUCACCACGGCGCUUGUGCCAGGCUAGGUGCACUCCGAGGCCACGUGGACGGACAGAUCUGGGAUGGAGGCGUGCAUUGGCUCCUUAUUUUAAAAAGAGAGUUUGCAGAUUCCGACAUUUACAAAGAGGAUGCAGGGUGUUAUUAUCCACGAUGUAGAAUGUGAUUUUAAGUGUAGGAUUAUGUUGCGUAGAUGAUUUGGUAAUUCGCGCGGCAUGUAAAUGCGGUUUAUUUCAUUUUGAAUAUCACUGCCACAAAAUAAGAUUGCAUCGUCCACACAUAACUGUGAUGUAUCUGCAAAGCUAAUUCGAUAUUUGUGCACCGCUAACAGUACAAGAAUAUAACCCAAGGUUGACACGUUUCAAAUCAGAAGAGAAUUGAAAUGACCAAGAAUUGAGAAGUGUAAUGUGUGACGGUGCAGUCUUUAAGUGGUCAAUAGUAACUUUUUUAAAGCUUUGUGGAAUGAUGAAAAUUGAC